GGAAAAAUUCAACGUAGGGUUGAUAUAAAAAGGAGCUUAAAAACUCUUUUCUCUCUGAGCAGUUGAAGAAUUUGAAUAUUAGCUCUCUACCCUAAAAAGUCUUAAACCCCAUUUUUCAUUUCCACCACACCCUCUCUUCCUACCUAAUACUUACACAUUCUCACCAAGUUUUCAAGCUUCCUCGUAUAUAUAUCUCCAUAGAAGAAACAUUUGAGGAGCAGAGCAAGUAUUUGAGUUUGAAUUCUUUUUCCCUUCAUCAACAGUGACAAUCAUGAGCACCAUAUGGAGAUCCAUCUUCUCUAGUUGUUAUGAGGGUGAGGGAUACUCACCCAAGUCCAAGAAAGUGGUGUCUACAAAGCCUAAUUCUUCUCCCAGGAUUUCUGUAAAUGAUUUGAGUUAUCCAAGCACGACUCUUACAGAGGAUCUUUCCAUUUCUCUAGCAGGAUCUAACCUGUAUGUUUUUUCACUUGCUGAACUCAAGAUUAUCACUCAGCACUUCUCCUCAAGUAAUUUUCUAGGAGAAGGUGGGUUCGGACCAGUGCAUAAGGGUUUCAUUGAUGACAAGCUUAGGCCUGGUCUAAAGGCUCAGCCUGUGGCUGUUAAGCUCUUGGACUUGGAUGGAUCACAGGGCCAUAAAGAGUGGUUGACUGAAGUUGUUUUUCUGGGGCAAUUAAGGCAUCCACACCUUGUGAAGCUUAUAGGAUAUUGCUGUGAAGAAGAACACAGGCUUUUGGUAUAUGAAUAUUUAACAAGAGGCAGCUUAGAGAAUCAGUUAUUUCGAAGAUAUUCAGCAUCACUAUCAUGGUCAACAAGAAUGAAAAUUGCUGUUGGAGCUGCAAAGGGUUUAGCCUUUCUUCAUGAAGCAGAGAAACCAGUCAUCUAUAGAGAUUUCAAAACUUCGAACAUCUUGUUAGACUCUGAUCACAACGCAAAACUCUCUGAUUUUGGGUUGGCAAAAGAUGGUCCUGAAGGUGAUGACACCCACGUUUCAACCCGAGUCAUGGGAACCCAAGGCUAUGCCGCCCCAGAAUAUGUCAUGACAGGUCACUUGACAGCAAUGAGUGAUGUGUAUAGCUUUGGAGUAGUGCUGUUGGAGCUUAUAACAGGAAGAAGGUCAGUGGACAAGAAUCGCCAUCCAAGGGAGCAUAAUCUAGUGGAAUGGGCAAGGCCAAUGUUAAAUGAUUCAAGAAAACUUAGCAGGAUAAUGGAUCCAAGGCUUGAAGGACAAUACUCUGAGAUGGGAACAAAAAAAGCAGCUGCAUUGGCUUAUCAAUGCCUUAGCCAUAGGCCAAGGAACAGGCCUACAAUGAGCACAGUGGUUAAGACUCUUGAACCACUCAAAGAUUUUGAUGAUAUUCCAAUUGGACCAUUUGUUUACACAGUUCCAACUGAUAAUAAUGAAGUGCAUAAAGAUGCAAAGGAAUAUGAAUCACCAAAGGAGAGGAAGAGGGAAAAUGGUGGUCACCAUCACCCGAAUCACCAUCUCAAAAAUGGCCGCAGGCAUCCACUAAAAUCCCCCAAGACACGUUCAUCACAGUCACAGUCUCAUUCGCAGAAUGAAAAACACCAAAAUGGAAGAAGAAGUGAGUCAAACUCUCCUCCAUCAAAUCAGCUAAGGCAAGGAAGAAUAGCUUAAUAGGACACAUAAAUCAUAGUGUACAUAGAUAUUUGCUGAAAAAUGCUUAGUUUUAUGUAGUGUACCAACUACAAGGCUAAGUGUAAUGAGCUAUCAAGCCAAGAAAAAACAGACAAAGACAAAAGGAAAAAAAGGAGAGAGAGAGAGAGAGAGAAUGAGUUUGCAAGGGUAGUGGUCCUUGGAUGAAAAACCAGCUUGAGUUAAUUU
Messenger RNA from Gastrolobium bilobum, 1843 nucleotides. RefSeq names its product serine/threonine-protein kinase RIPK-like. The transcript has 5 exons. Gene Ontology annotation, molecular function: protein kinase activity; ATP binding. The record is from RefSeq and is a predicted model, not a curated record. Gene Ontology annotation, biological process: protein phosphorylation. Bases 272 to 1636 code for a protein of 454 amino acids. Lineage: Eukaryota; Viridiplantae; Streptophyta; Magnoliopsida; Fabales; Fabaceae.